This is a messenger RNA of Tuber aestivum (summer truffle), 1056 nucleotides long. The record is from the annotation of a GenBank genome assembly. NCBI's taxonomy places the organism in Eukaryota, Fungi, Ascomycota, Pezizomycetes, Pezizales, Tuberaceae.
AUGACACUCCAGGUAGAUGAGGACUGGGACUUUGAUACCAUCAGGACAAACCCGCACUCCACUCUCCAUCACCAAGCCUCCCAAACAAUAAGAGGAGGUCGGAGCGUAUCCAAUUCUUCACACUCCUCGGACUUUGACGAAAUUCCCAUAAGUGCCGCUCUGCAAAGCUUAGCCCUCAACUCAGCCCCUCAUAGUGAAAAUCCAGGCCCUGACGGGCGUGUGGCUUCAUCAUCACCAUCGAAACCGAUCCGUGCAGGGACAGCCCGCAGGAGGGCUCCUUCGAACGCAAGCUCCAACUCUCCUCGCCCCGAGCAGCUCUACCACCACCACCGCCACAUAACCAAAGAGUCCCAAGUCCUCCACAGCGGCCCCUCCCGCUCCCCCUCCCCGGAAGCACAAUCACACACAGCAAAAUCCUCGUCGACGAUACGCCCCGUCAGAAAGGUUUUCGAGAAUAACCAUCGUACCCCCUCCGCGGUUGCCACCCCUUCCACUUCUUCCAGCACCGCUUCAACGAGUAUUGUCUCCCACCCCUCAGAUGCGCAAAACCUCUACAACACCAUAAUCCACACCUCCCUUGCACAAUUAACCACAAAAACCUCCGCAACCCCGCAGGAACGCCUAGCCACCGCCCGCCUAUCAUCGGCAUGGUCCUCAUUAAAUGACACAAACCCAGAGGCUAGCAUCCUUCUCCUCCGCUCCAUGAUGGACCAACUCCAGCGGAAUCCUGCCCUCAACGCACUCGUUUCUCCUACACCGCCUCCGCCACCCCCUACCGCCACUGCCACAAAAGCAACCCCAGUGAGGAUAUCAGAGCCAUUAUCCAGCAGCCCAGCAGCCACGGGCUCACCACUAGCCAGGAGAAAACGCCGGAGUAGCGUCGUAUCCGGAGCCGGGGCCGGCGGCGCAGGAGGCAGAAGAAGGGGCGGGAGUAGUGCUAGCGUUGGCAUGGAAGAGACUGUCGAAGAGAAAGGUGUGAACGCGGUUUUGGCGGACGUGUUGUAUGGGCGGUGGGUCGAGGGGUUGCGGGGGAGGUGGGGUACUACUGAGCGGUAA